CAGGAGCCAGGCCAGCAUGGUGGAGUUUGCGCCCUUGUCCGUGCCGUGGGAGCGCAGGCUGCAGACCUUCGCAGUUCUACAGUGGGUCUUCUCCUUCUUGGCCCUGGCCCAGAUCUGCAUCGCAGUCUUCAUAGGCCUCCUGUUCACAAGGUUCUGGCUCUUCUCUGUCCUGUACGCCACCUGGUUCUACCUGGACAUAGACAAGCCACGGCAGGGGGGCAGGCGCAUGGAGACCUUCCGGCGCUGGGUCCUGUGGAAGCACAUGAAGGACUACUUCCCAGUUUCCUUGGUCAAGACUGCCGAGCUGGACCCUUCCCGGAACUACAUUGCAGGCUUCCACCCCCAUGGGGUCCUGGCGGCAGGAGCCUUCCUCAACCUGUGCACUGAAAGCACAGGCUUCUCUUCACUCUUCCCGGCCAUCCGCCCCCAUCUGAUGAUGCUAACCAUGUGGUUCCACGUGCCCUUCUUCCGGGAUUACAUCAUGUCUGGAGGGCUGGUUACAUCAGACAAGACCAGUGCUGAUUACAUCCUGAGCAGGAAGGGCAGCGGGAACUUGCUGGCCAUCAUCGUUGGGGGGUCCCAGGAGGCACUGGAUGCCAGGCCUGGAGCCUAUACCCUGCUACUGAAGAAGCGAAAGGGCUUCAUCAGGCUUGCCCUGAUCCACGGGGCAGCUCUGGUGCCGAUUUUCUCCUUUGGGGAGAACAACCUAUUUAACCAGGUUAAGAAUGCCUCUGGAUCCUGGCUGCGCCGUGUGCAGAAUCGGCUGCAGAAGAUCAUGGGCAUCUCCCUCCCACUCUUCCACGGCCGUGGCAUCUUCCAGUACAGCUUUGGUCUCAUGCCCUUCCGCCAGCCCAUCACCACUGUCGUGGGGAAGCCCAUUGAGGUGCAGAAAAUACUGCAGCCUCAGAGGAGGAGGUGGACCAGAUGCACCAGCGCUAUAUGA
Castor canadensis (American beaver) is the source of this 943-nucleotide messenger RNA. It is a transcript of the gene Mogat2, whose product is annotated as monoacylglycerol O-acyltransferase 2. Gene Ontology annotation, molecular function: 2-acylglycerol O-acyltransferase activity; diacylglycerol O-acyltransferase activity. Gene Ontology annotation, biological process: triglyceride biosynthetic process; diacylglycerol biosynthetic process. Gene Ontology annotation, cellular component: endoplasmic reticulum membrane. The record is from RefSeq and is a predicted model, not a curated record. Lineage: Eukaryota; Metazoa; Chordata; Mammalia; Rodentia; Castoridae.